Meloidogyne enterolobii is the source of this 1144-nucleotide messenger RNA. The record is from the annotation of a GenBank genome assembly. Lineage: Eukaryota; Metazoa; Nematoda; Chromadorea; Rhabditida; Meloidogynidae.
CUCUCUCACUCCCGUCCAUCUCCUCUCAUCUCCCUCCUCCUCCCCUCCUACUCCCUUCGAGAAGCUUCCGCCCAUCCUCACAAACUCUCUCACUCCCGUUCACCUCCUUUCAUCUCCUCCUCCCCCCUCCCACUCCCUUCGAGAAGCUUCCGCCCAUCCUCACAAACUCUCUCACUCCCGUCCACCUCCUCUCAUCUCCCCCUCCCCCCUCCCACUCCCUUCGAGAAGCUUCCGCCCAUCCUCACAAACUCUCUCACUCCCGUCCACCUCCUCUCAUCUCCCUCCCUCCCCCUCCACCUCCCUUCGAGAAGCUUCCGCCCAUCCUCACAAACUCUCUCACUCCCGUCCACCUCCUCUCAUCUCCCUUCCUCCCCCUCCUACUCACUUUUCAUAGUUCAUAUAAAGGAAAUAGCUAAGCAUUUCUAAGCAUUAUUCUUCAAAUAUCUUCUUUAUUAAAAAUUAAAUAAAUUUUUUUAAUUAAAUAAUUCUCAAAUUAAAGUUUUUUUCUCAAUUAAAAAUUAGCUUUUAAAAUUUAGAAAAAGCUAAAAAUUAAAAUUUUAUUUUCAGUUAAAUGAAAUUUUCCAAUCAUCUUCCCCCCAAAAUUUUAAUUCUUUUGUUUUUAAUUUUUCCUUUUGUAAUUGGAGGAAAAGAACGAGGAAGCCCUCGUUCUGUUCUCGAAAGGAAAGCCUUAGCUACCAAAUAUGUAAGAAUCAUUUUGGCAUCAAACGCGCCACCCUUCCAUUUGGAAAAGUUAGAAAAGGAUUAUCCAAUACAAAAGACUCAGAAAGGUCAGGAUGACCACAUUUCGACAGGGCUAUUAAAUCAUGGCUCUCAUUCGAAUCGAAAGCGACAACGCCAAUCAGAACCUGAUGAAAAUAUUAAAAAACCAAAAGCUUCUGUUGAUAAUGAACAAUGGAUAAUUAAAUCUGCUUCUGGUGGAUUGGUUACGGCAGUUGAACCAGUAAUAAAAGCAAAUAAAGAAAAUGUUUGGGUCUUCCAUGUGACACGUAAAUAUUUACUUAAAAAUUAUAAAAUUCCAAGUAAAAAUAUGGGUAAUAGUUUGGUUCCGACACUAUUUUUUCCUGAUUUCAUUUGCAGCAUCAUUUCUCUUUUUCAUUUAUUACUUGAAUCAACAAAGUUAUGA